UCGGUGUAGGGCAUAGCCUCACUGAUAGGCCAUGUAAAAGAACCCUUAGGAUCGUAACACUCACCCAAGCCCACGCGCUAUGGCUGGCGGCGUAGGUGAAGCCCCUCCUGCAAACGCCGGCGAUUUCCUACUCUCUCUCCUCCAAAACCAGCACCACCUCCAACAACAACAACAACAUCAGACUCAUCCACAACAACAGCAACAGCAGCAGCAGCAGCAGCAGCAGCAGCAUUCUCUGACCGUCGAUCCUGCCGUCGCGGCUGUGGGCCCCUCCCUCCCCUUCGCUCCGCCUCCAUGGCCGUCCAUCUCUAAUGGCCCCGAUCUGCCCUAUCCUCUUUUUCCUUGGCCUCACUCUGUCUCCCCUCCCUCGGGUUUUCCUCCGAACUUCCUAGGGUUUCCGCAAAACCCUUUCCCCCCUCCUCGGAAUCAGUUUCCUGGAAACCAUUUCCCUGGGAAUCAAAUUGCGGCCAAUCACAUUCUCCUCGGUGAGGACUCGAGAACAUUUGGGUUUCCGGGUAAUGACUCUAGAGGCAGUCGUAGAAUCGAUAAUUCUAUUGGGCAGCAGAAGCAUCAAGAGCCUGAACUGAAGUUCGGCUCCUUUCCUAGCGAAAUCCGGAGCACUGAGGGUUUAUUAAAGGAGAAUUCUGAGGGCUCUUUGGAUAGUUUACAGUUCACUAUUUUAAAGGAGCGAGAAGCAGGUUCAGGGAGCAGGAGCUACAAUGGGUUGGAUAGGAAUAUGGCCAAUCCUCGGGCGAAUUCUAAGUCAAAUCAAAAUUCAGACGCUCUUCGGCGUGGGAAUUAUAUUUCUCGAGAGCAAGAGCGACGAGGGGGCGAACUAGGGAAGCAGUACCACAGUGGGAACUAUAAGUCUACGCCGCCACCCCCACCGGGGUUUCCAAGCCAGCAAAGGGGAAAAGGGAAUUGGGAUUCUGGGAAUAGGAGAGGGUUGGAGCACAAUGUGCAUAAGGAAAGGGCGAAUCAUCUUGAAUUUGGUAAUAGCAACGUUUUCUGGGAAGCUGAGGACGUCAUGAUGAGGAGAUUAUCAAUGAAAGACGGUGAAACUCGCGGUGAAAAGUUAGGUCAAUUGGCCCUUAAUGGAAAGCUUGAUCACCCAGGACCGCCAACGGGGAGUAACCUUCAUUCCGUGUCGGCUCCGGAUAUUGAAGAGUCCACAUCGAAGUUGCAUAGUGAAAUUGAUCAAUAUGAGAAUGGCAAUAAUUACCGAAGUCGAGAUAAGUUGAAGGAGGAAAGUCAUGAACUAGAUGAUUUUAGCGAGCAGCUUGUGGAUUCAUUGUUGCUCGAGGAUGAGUCUGCUGGCAAGCAUAGCUCAAGCCAACGUCGUAUUUCUCGAGAGAAGGAUGCCAGGAAGGAUAACAGAGGGAAACAGCUACUUAGCCAAAGGAUGAGAAUAAUGAAAAGGCAGAUGCAAUUACGAAGUGACAUGGGCAUAUUUAAUGAACCUUUUCUUGCAAUUUAUGAGUCCCUAAUACCUGCGGAGGAAGAGAAGGCAAAGCAGAAGCAAUUGUUACAAUUAUUGGAGAGACUGGUUUGCAAAGAAUGGCCUAAAGCUCGGAUUUAUCUUUAUGGAUCAUGUGCAAACUCGUUUGGAGUUUCUAAAAGUGAUAUUGAUGUUUGUCUUGCAAUUGAAUACACAGAUACUGAUAAGUCUGAGAUCUUACUGAGGUUGGCAGACAUUUUACAGUCAGAUAAUCUCCAGAAUGUGCAGGCGCUGACACGUGCUAGGGUCCCCAUAGUAAAGCUUAUGGAUCCGAUGACUGGACUUUCCUGUGACAUAUGCAUUAACAAUGUUUUGGCUGUCAUAAAUACUAAGCUUCUACGAGAUUACGCUCAAAUAGAUGCGAGAUUACGGCAGUUGGCUUUUAUUGUAAAACAUUGGGCCAAGUCAAGGGGAGUCAAUGAAACUUACCAAGGAACUCUGUCUAGCUAUGCGUAUGUCAUAAUGUGCAUACAUUUCUUACAACAGCGCAGGCCUGCCAUCCUUCCCUGCUUACAGGAAAUGGAGACUACAUACUCUGUGACCGUAGAUGAUGUCGAAUGUGCUUUCUUUGAUCAAGUUGAAAAACUACACAAUUUUGGAUCACGUAACAAGGAAACUAUUGCUCAGCUGGUGUGGGCGUUUUUCAAUUAUUGGGCAUAUCGUCAUGAUUAUGCAAAUUCUGUCAUAUCUGUUCGUACAGGAAGCAUAAUCAGCAAGCAAGAAAAAGACUGGACACGUAGGAUUGGGAAUGAUCGUCAUUUGAUAUGCAUAGAGGAUCCAUUUGAGGUAUCUCACGACCUUGGUCGAGUGGUGGACAAGCACAGCAUAAAAGUUCUGAGGGAGGAGUUCGAACGUGCAGCCGACAUCAUGCAGUAUGAUCCAAAUCCUUGUGUGAAGCUCUUUGAACCCUACCUUCAUAGUUGACUUGUCUUUUACUUGUAGAUGUAAUCAUGGUAAAGCAAACAGUGUGUAAAGUCCCGAAUCUUCCUCAAUUUGGUCCUCACAUUAUGUCCAUAGAUGUAUCUAGUCGGUUAGGCUUUUAUUUAAAUGUCUAAAGCUGUAGAGAACUUUGGGUUUAUAGACCUCUGAUCUUGAUCCUUCAUUUCAAGAUGAGAGAUGAUUGAGUGAACUACUUUACCUUAUUUUCCCCCCUUUGGGGGUGAGUUGAGGGGUAUUCAACUCAAUUCCCUGUGCUUGCAGCCGCAUCUGCUGUUAAGUAUGUUUUUAACUUUUAUUAAUCACUGCACAUCGUGGUGCAAUUUGAUGUGUAA
This is a messenger RNA of Juglans microcarpa x Juglans regia, 2769 nucleotides long. RefSeq names its product UTP:RNA uridylyltransferase 1. The record is from RefSeq and is a predicted model, not a curated record. Lineage: Eukaryota; Viridiplantae; Streptophyta; Magnoliopsida; Fagales; Juglandaceae. Gene Ontology annotation, molecular function: RNA uridylyltransferase activity.